CAACCAGCUGUGUGCUCAACACCACUGGAUCAACAAGUCACCUUCUUCGUCACUCCAUACACAAUGGCAUCUUAUGGGCUAUUAGACCAGCUGGACGAAGAUGGCCUCCACAAGUCGCGCCUUCUUAACGUCGAAGAGAAGCCCUUCAAGCGCAUCUCAAAACGUCUCCUGACCAACGACUCAGUCCUUGUUCCCAACACAUCCCUACCCCCAACUCCCCCGCCGGAUGGAUCGGACGAGGAGGCUACCGCCGCAGCAGCCGCGGCCGAGGCCGAGAAGCUCAAACGGCACGAGCAGUGGAGCCAGUUCCGCGACGACGUCGCCCUAGAUUUUGCCGCCUUCGAGAUCAGUAUUGCACGCAUUCAAUUCCUGCUCACGAGCAACGAGAAGGAGCGCGAGCGAUACGCGACGGAGAAGCUGGGAAUCCUGGAUACCAUGCAGUCUGUCCGCGAUAACACCUCCGAGCUGCGGGUUCAGCUCGAGGAAGCUCAGCGGCUUCUGGCGUUGCGGAAGAGCUACGACGAACUGGCGGACAAGAUCACAAGCAACCGGCUCCUGAAGCCGCGCGAGGACCAGCAGGCCAACCUGCAGAAGUUGCAGGCCGAGAUCACCGAUCUGGAGAAGGAAAGCAAAGAAUACGCACAGACGUGGGCAGAGCGCAGGGAGCAGUUCGGGCGCAUUGUCGAGGAAGGCAUGCAGCUGCGUCGCUUGAUCCGCGACGAGAAGGAAGAAGUGGAGCGCAGGGAGGGAAUGCAGGAAGGGGAGGAUGGUGACGAUGGCGAUGUGCCCUCCAAGGGCAAAUCGAGCGGCGCGAAUACACCUCGUCAGGACUCCGAGAGCAUGGCUUCCUCGCAGCAUAGCCCUGAAGAGCUUGGUCGACUCUCCGUGGGAUUGCAAGUGGACAAGACUGGCACAACGGGCGCAGCAUCACCUUUGCGGCAAGUGACGGUACCAGAUGAAGAGAAAAGCUCGCCGGACUUGGACGCUACGAUGGAAGAUGAGGGGGAAGUACAAGAAGAUUUGGAAGAGGGAGAGGAGCAGGACGAUCGCGCUGAUAAAAUGGAUACUACUUGAAAGAUCGGAAGCUUUUAUGAGCUAUGCAUUAAGCGCGGAGUUGAUUGGCGGCGUUACAAUUCAUGGUGGCUAAUAUUUACAACGAUUUCGAAUCCUUUUCCCCUUUCUUAGCGCAAGAUUACAAUGAUUGCCGUGUUAGCUUUUGAUGUAUAGACAGAAGUAGUGAGAACGAAUUCACGCGAUUUCUCGCUCGGCAGUCC
Aspergillus saccharolyticus JOP 1030-1 is the source of this 1274-nucleotide messenger RNA. RefSeq lists its product as uncharacterized. The record is from RefSeq and is a predicted model, not a curated record. NCBI's taxonomy places the organism in Eukaryota, Fungi, Ascomycota, Eurotiomycetes, Eurotiales, Aspergillaceae. Gene Ontology annotation, biological process: mRNA processing. Bases 64 to 1074 code for a protein of 336 amino acids. The transcript has 2 exons. Gene Ontology annotation, cellular component: THO complex part of transcription export complex.